Messenger RNA from Knipowitschia caucasica, 4230 nucleotides. Lineage: Eukaryota; Metazoa; Chordata; Actinopteri; Gobiiformes; Gobiidae. The record is from the annotation of a GenBank genome assembly.
AUGAAGAUCGAGGAGGUGAAGAGCACCACUAAAACCCAGCGCAUCGCAUCUCACAGUCAUGUCAAAGGACUGGGGCUGGACGAGGCCGGUAAUGCUAAGCAGACAGCAUGUGGUUUGGUUGGACAAGAGGCUGCGAGAGAGGCCUGUGGCAUCAUUGUGGAGCUGAUCCGUUCAAAGAAGAUGGCUGGAAGAGCAGUGGUAUUAGCAGGACCUCCAGGAACAGGAAAGACGGCUUUGGCUCUCGCUGUGGCGCAGGAGUUGGGAAACAAAGUUCCCUUCUGUCCGAUGGUUGGCAGUGAAGUCUACUCCUCUGAGAUCAAAAAGACAGAAGUGUUGAUGGAGAAUUUCAGAAGAGCCAUCGGCCUGAGAAUCAAAGAAACAAAAGAAGUGUACGAAGGAGAGGUGACGGAGCUGACUCCCUGUGAGACGGAGAACCCCAUGGGCGGAUACGGGAAGACCAUCAGCCACGUCAUCAUCGGCCUCAAGACCGCCAAGGGCACCAAGCAGCUCAAGCUCGAUCCCAGCAUCUACGAAAGUCUUCAGAAGGAGAGAGUCGAAGUGGGAGACGUCAUCUACAUUGAGGCCAACAGUGGAGCUGUGAAGAGACAAGGUCGUUGUGACACGUUCGCCACAGAGUUUGACUUAGAGGCGGAGGAGUACGUGCCGCUGCCCAAAGGAGACGUCCACAAGAAGGCCUGCCUCUCUCCCGGUGCCUCUCUCCCGGUGCCUCUCUCCCGGCACCUCUCUCCCGGUGCCUCUUUCCCGGUGCUUCUCUCCCGGUGCCUCUCUCUCGGUGCCUCUUUCAUGGUGCCGCUCUCCCGGUGCCUCUCUCCCGGUGCCGCUCUCCCGGUGCCGCUCUCCCGGUGCCGCUCUCCCGGAGCCGCUCUCCCGGUGCCGCUCUCCCGGUGCCGCUCUCCCGAUGCCGCUCUCCCGAUGCCUCUCUCCCGGGCCUCUCUCCCGAACGUGGUGUCGAAGAGCGCGCUGCAGUUCAGGGGGAACUCGCAGCACGACGCUCAGGAGUUCCUGCUGUGGCUCCUGGACCGAGUGCACGAGGACCUCAACCACAUCGUGCACCAGGACACCAGACCCCCGCUCAAGCCCCCUGUGGAGGAGGAGCGUGCACCAGAGGGCUCUCCACUCCCAGCACCAGGCUCUUUUGUACAAGAACUGUUUCAGGCACAAUACAGGUCGUCUCUGACUUGCCCUCACUGCCAGAAACAGAGCAACACUUUUGAUCCUUUCCUCUGCAUCUCACUGCCAAUCCCCGUGCCUCACACCCGGCCCCUCCAUGUGACAGUGGUGUACCAGGGGAAGUGCUCCAGCUGCAUGAGAGUGGGCGUGGCCGUGCCUCUGUCCGGCACUGUGGCCCGGCUCCGGCAGGCGGUGGCUCAAGAGACCAAAAUCCCAUCGCAGCAGAUCGUCCUCACUGAAAUGUACUACGACGGCUUCCACCGCUCGUUCUGCGACGACGAGGACGACCUGGAGAUCAUCCAGGAGAGCGACUCCAUCUUCGCCUUCGAGACUCCGGAGCUCUUCAGACCAGACCAGAUCCGCUCCAAGAGAGGCGGGAGUCCUCACGCCAAUCUCAACCAGAACAAUCUUAAGUACGGCACGGACAACAACCGGAUCUCGGCGCAGAUUCAAGAGGCCGCCUCCAGUCCCCCCCUGAGCCCCAACAAGAACAGUGGGCAGGCGGAGAAGAUCGUGCUGCUGGUGUGCAACAGGGCCUGUGCGGGACAGCAGGGACGCAGGUUUGGAAAUCCAUUCAUCCUGUACUUGGAGCGAACAGUGACGUGGGACACACUUCAGAAAGAGAUCCUUGAGAAGAUGAGACACCUCAUGAGGCCUGGAGUCAUCGUACAGGUCGGACCCUUCACUCUGCGGGUGGUGGGAGUGGUUGGAAUCACAUAUCUGUUGCCUCAGGAAGAGCAGCCACUCAUCCAUCCUUCUGUGGAGAGGGCGUUCAAGUCGUGUGGACCUGGGGGGCCGCCUCAUGUCAAGAUUGUUGUUGAGUGGGACAAAGAGACAAAAGACUAUCUGUUUAAGAUGACGGAGGAUGAGUACAUUCCAGACGCUGAGAGUGUGCGACAUGUGAAGGAGCAGCACCUGCAGCCUCAGACCUGCUCUCUCGCUCAGUGUUUUCAGCUCUACACCAAAGAGGAGCAGCUGGCCCCAGACGACGCGUGGCGCUGCCCUCACUGUAAGCAGCUGCAGCAGGGCAGUAUAAAGCUGAGUCUGUGGACUCUGCCCGACAUCCUCAUCCUGCACCUGAAGCGCUUCAGACAGGACCAGGACCGACGCGUGAAGAUGCAGAACAUGGUGAAGUUCCCGCUCACAGGCAUGGACAUGGCCCCACAUAUGGUGAAGCGCAGCCAGAGCAGCUGGAGCCUGCCUUCUCACUGGUCACCGUGGAGACGGCCAUAUGGCAUGGGCCGCGACCCCGAGGACUACCUGUACGAUCUGUAUGCAGUGUGUAACCACCACGGCACCAUGCAGGGCGGUCACUACACUGCUCACUGUAAGAACUCCAUCGACGGACAGUGGUACUGCUUUGACGACAGCGACGUCCAUCUCAUUCCGGAGGAGGAGGUGUGCAAACAAACUGCUUACAUCUUGUUCUAUCAAAGAAGGGCCACCAUUCCUUCUUGGUCCGCCAACAGUUCAGUGGGAGGCUCGACCAGCUCCUCGUUAUGUGAGCACUGGAUCAGUCGGCUGAUGGGCAGUCGGCCUCCGAGCCAGGCCUCCUCUGGCUCCUCCAGACGCACCUCUCUGGCCUCGCUGUCCGAGUCUGCAGAGUUCGCUGGUGAACGAAGUGAAGACGAUGGAUUGUCGAGCCGACCUGCAGUCAGGGGAAUGCAGAGGCAGACCUUCACGUCUCGAUCCUCCAUCGCGAGCCCCUUGGCGCUCAGCGAAAAUGGCAGCAAACCGUCGUGGCCGCACUCUGCCAAGCUCCAGCUGCGCUCCAACUCGCCUUCACGCUUCUCUCUGGAGUCCCACUCUUCGUCGCCGACUUUGGAACGCAUCGGCGAGGUGGCGGACAACAUCACCUGUUUCAGCGGCUCUCCCAAACUGGAUCGUCUGUCCUGUCACCAUGGCGCCCGCAGACUCUUGGACCAGGUGCACUCCAGAGCUGUGGCCCAGGCCGAGCAGAGAAGUACCACACCUACCGCAGACAAUAACAAUGUGGUUAGUCCUGCAGAGACGAGCCCCCGCCAGCAGAGGGCCUCCACUCAGGAUGUCAACAAGAAAAACUCUGGUAAACCUGGACUGGACGGCGAGCGCAGUCCCAAAAGACGCGCAGGCACCUCUUCCACAUCCUCUAGUUCCCUCUCCCCCGCUUCUCCGGCUCUUGACAAAUCUCCAUCGCGAGUUCAGAAAAGCGCUGUGUCUCCGUCGAACCCCAAAGACAAAAGCGACGUUUUGCCCAAAGCGUCUAAGAGCGCUUCGUCCAGGGCGGCGACCCCGUCCAAGAGAGGAUCCGCGCAGACCCAGGAUUCGCUACACCCGGAUUCCCAACAGCGGAAAGGUGCUUCUCCCGGUUCGCAAAGCUCCCACGGCCAACGCAGGCCCUCGCCCAGAGCCGGAGCGGACAAGAGCUCGGCGUCAACAAGGACUAAAGCUGCGGAGAGGAGCGCCAGCCGGGAAUCUCCACGAACUUCUGCGGCUUCUGAAAGGAAAGUCAGCCACGCGGGGCCUCCCACAUCCAGGUCAGGGGGGUCAGGUAAGGCUGAGGGAAGAGCGACCAGGCCGACCGCAGAGCACCGGGGAGUGGGGAGGAGCUCCAGCAGUAGUUCCUCCAUGGCCAGUCUGAGGUCUUCGAGUGUGGGGGUGUCUACUAAUGCCACGCCGCCGGCCCGGGCGCGCAGGAACAGUAAGACGGAGGAUAAGGCGUUGUCCUUUUUCAAAACUGCCCUGAGGCCGAAGGAGGGGCGCGUGGGAAAAGCAGAGUCCAAAGGGAAUCAAGAGGACUGUGUUGGGGAGGGGAGAGAUGCUCAUGGGGGAAACAAAAAGGCGUCAGAAGUAUCGAGUCAGGCCAAAGACAAGGAAUCAUCAAAGACCUCCACAGCAGCAAAACCGCCGUCAUUACCAUCCACGAGAUCUAAAAACUCUGGGGCAGAAGCCGCUACACUGGCGUCUGCUAAAGAGAACAAAAAGGAGCCGAGCAAAAAGCCAAUGCAGACUCGGAAGAUCCCUAUCAGCUCUACACAGAGCAGCCAGAGGUCUAAGUAA